Rhodofomes roseus is the source of this 2373-nucleotide messenger RNA. RefSeq names its product ATP-dependent metallopeptidase Hfl. Gene Ontology annotation, cellular component: m-AAA complex; membrane. The transcript has 4 exons. Gene Ontology annotation, molecular function: zinc ion binding; ATP binding; ATP-dependent peptidase activity. The record is from RefSeq and is a predicted model, not a curated record. Gene Ontology annotation, biological process: protein-containing complex assembly; mitochondrial protein processing. NCBI's taxonomy places the organism in Eukaryota, Fungi, Basidiomycota, Agaricomycetes, Polyporales, Fomitopsidaceae. Bases 1 to 2373 code for a protein of 790 amino acids.
AUGCUUACUCGUGCUCUCCGUGCCUCCGCCCUCGGGCGCGGGCGAUUGGCCCCCGUAGCACGGACAAGAUUCGCUCGCACGUUCGCUACUCCCGGCGACCACAAGCCCUCGCCGGAGCAGAAGCCGCCCUCGGACAAGAAGACGGAGGGGAAGAAGGAUGGCGAGGUUAAGGAUGAGGAGAAGCCGUCGGAGGAGCAGCAGAGUGCGGCUGAGCAGCGGAAGGAGGAGCCGUUGAAGGGCCUCGAAGGCUUUUUCCAGCGAUACCACCAACAGCAGCAGCAGAGGCCCAACGAGAACGAGGAGAACCGUCGGGACGACAAGGACUCCAACCAGAACGAACAGCGACCACCCCCUCCACCGGACAACGAACCCAACUUCAACGGCAACCAACUCGUCAUCCUCGCCACGACCGCCGCCGUAUUGUACGCUCUCAAUUCAUCCAACUCUUCCUCCCGCGAGAUCACCUGGCAAGAGUUCCGCACCGCAUUCCUUGACAAGGGCUUGGUAGACAAGCUCACCGUCGUGAACCGGACCAAGGUCCGCGUCAAGCUGCAUUCCAAUGCGACGGGCACGAUGUACCCCAGCGCGGCUCUGGGCGGCGGGGACUACCACUUCUCCAUAGGGUCCGUGGAGGCGUUCGAACGCAAACUCGAUGAGGCACAGCGCGAGCUGGGUAUCCCUUCGCACGAGCGGAUACCUGUCGCAUACCAAGACGAGGUCUCUGCUUUCAGCUACCUGAUGAACUUCGCGCCCACACUCCUCUUCGCGGGUGUCCUCUUAUACCUGUCACGGAAGGCCGGUGGGACCGGAGGCGGCGGCGGUGUUUUGGGCUUUGGGAAGUCUCGUGCAAAGAUGUUCAACCAGGACACGGCCGUGAAGGUCAAGUUCAAGGACGUAGCGGGUAUGGACGAGGCCAAACAGGAGGUCAUGGAGUUCGUAUCUUUCCUGAAGGAGCCCGCCAAGUACGAGAAGCUCGGUGCAAAGAUCCCUCGCGGUGCUAUCCUAUCCGGGCCUCCUGGUACCGGUAAGACCCUUCUGGCCAAGGCGACUGCGGGAGAGGCGAACGUUCCCUUCUUCUCUGUAUCCGGCUCAGAGUUCGUGGAGAUGUUUGUUGGUGUCGGGUCGUCUCGGGUUCGCGACCUUUUCGCAACGGCGAAGAAGAACGCACCGGCCAUCGUCUUCAUUGACGAGAUCGACGCCAUUGGUAAGGCUCGUGGGGGCAAGCGGUCAAUGGGCGGUAACGAUGAGCGGGAGAACACGCUCAACCAGCUCCUCGUCGAGAUGGAUGGGUUCGGCACGAACGAGCACAUCGUCGUACUUGCCGGUACGAACAGGGCAGACGUACUCGACCCUGCACUCAUGCGUCCAGGUCGGUUUGACCGGCACAUUGCCAUUGACCGGCCCGACGUUGGCGGACGGAAGGGCAUCUUCCUGGUGCAUCUCAAGCCGCUGAAGCUGUCGGAGAGACUCCCGGAGAUCGAUACAUUCGCGCAUAAGCUCGCCGUGCUUACGCCUGGCUUCUCCGGUGCCGACAUCGCCAACGUGUGUAACGAGGCCGCGCUGCACGCAGCCCGUAACUCGCACGAAGUGGUGGAGGAGUCGGACUUCGAGAGUGCGAUCGAGCGGGUGAUCGUCGGCUUGGAGAGGAAGAGCAGAUUGCUGAGCCCCGACGAGAAGAAGACGGUUGCGUACCACGAAGCUGGCCACGCAAUCUGCGGUUGGUUCUUGGAGCACGCAGACCCUCUGCUGAAGGUCAGCAUCAUUCCAAGAGGCGUUGGCGCACUUGGAUAUGCGCAGUAUCUCCCCCCUGACCGCUAUCUCCUCUCCAUCCCACAAAUGCUGGACCGGAUAUGCAUGACGCUUGGUGGACGUGUAUCAGAGGAGAUCUUCUUUGGCGUUGGGAACGUCACCACGGGCGCGCAGGACGAUCUCCAGAAGAUCACCCGGAUGGCGUUCGAGGCCGUAUCGAACUAUGGUAUGAACGAUGUCGUCGGACCCGUCAGCUAUGGUGGUGCGAGUGCCUCGGACGAGCGGUUGCAGAAGCCGUUCAGUGAGAAGACCGGCGAGAUGCUGGAUGCGGAGGUCCGCAAGAUGAUUGUGAAUGCGCAUCAGCGGACGACAGGACUCCUCACGAAGCACAAGGAGGAUGUUGACAAGGUGGCCAAGCUGCUGCUAGUGCGCGAAGUUAUCACUCGCGAGGACAUGAUCAGGCUCCUCGGCCCACGACCAUUCGCAAACCGCAAGGACGACAUGGACAAGUGGCUCGACGAGAACCGGAGUCGGGAGAGCAGUGCGCCGCCACCACUCGAGACACCCGAUGAGAAGGCGCCUGCACCAGCAGCAACAUCACGGGUGGAGGAGCCAAGGCUAUAG